GGAAUAGUCUACACGUUCUUGGUCGCCAAUAGUGCCGUUCAUGUGAUCAUGUACACGUACUACGGAAUGGCUGCCGCCGGACUGUAUCGAUAUUUGUGGUGGAAGAACUAUCUGACGAUCGCCCAAAUGGUUCAAUUCGUAUUCUUGAUCUGUCACCAGAGUCAGAUAUUCCUCAGCUCCACGCCGUGCAACUAUCCGAAAAUAUUCCCGGCUGCAAUCAUGUUCUAUUCCACCGUGUUCCUUAUCCUGUUCGCCAACUUCUACGUCCAAGCUUACUGGCGUAAACAACGCCUGGCCAAGCAUCAUAUCAAAUCGACAGCAGAGCAGAAAUCUGAAACCAAUGGUCACGUGGUUCGAAACGGGACUGUAGCCAAUGGUCAUGUGGACACAGUCGUCCGGGAACGAAGCAAGCGUGUGUAG
This is a messenger RNA of Echinostoma caproni, 420 nucleotides long. Lineage: Eukaryota; Metazoa; Platyhelminthes; Trematoda; Plagiorchiida; Echinostomatidae. The record is from the annotation of a GenBank genome assembly.